GGAGAAGACAGGGCAGGGGAGCGGCGAGAUUUCCUCGCAGAGCACCAGUCCAAGGGUCCUGACCGCGUGGCCCAGGCCCGCGACUCCACCCCUGGAGCGGGCAGGGGCGGGGCGAGCGCGCGGGCGGGCGGGAAGGCGGAAGGGCCCGGCGCCGCGCAGAGGCAGGCGCCCACCAGCUGGCAGCGGCGGAGCGGCACGCGCCAUGUCUGCGCGCAGUCGGGGCACCGAGCUCGACCUUAGCUGGAUCUCCAAAAUACAAGUGAAUCAGCCGGCAGUUCUGAGGCGUGCGGAACAAAUCCAGGCUCGCAGAACUGUGAAAAAGGAGUGGCAGGCUGCUUGGCUCCUGAAAGCUGUUACCUUUAUAGAUCUUACUACACUUUCAGGCGAUGAUACACCUUCCAACAUUCAAAGGCUCUGUUAUAAAGCCAAAUACCCAAUCCGGGAAGAUCUCUUAAAAGCUUUAAAUAUGCAUGAUAAAGACAUUACUACAGCCGCCGUUUGUGUUUAUCCCGCCCGGGUGUGCGAUGCUGUAAAAGCGCUCAAGGCCGCAGGCUGUAGUAUCCCGGUGGCAUCAGUGGCCACUGGCUUUCCAGCUGGACAGACCCAUUUGAAGACACGAUUAGAAGAGAUCAGAUUGGCUGUGGAAGAUGGAGCUACAGAAAUUGAUGUGGUAAUUAACAGGAGCUUGGUGCUGACAGGCCAGUGGGAAGCCCUGUAUGAUGAGAUUCGUCAGUUUCGCAAGGCCUGUGGGGAGGCUCAUCUUAAAACUAUAUUAGCAACAGGAGAACUUGGAUCUCUUACUAAUGUCUACAAAGCCAGUAUGAUAGCAAUGAUGGCAGGAUCAGAUUUUAUUAAGACCUCUACUGGAAAAGAAACAGUAAAUGCCACCUUCCCGGUAGCUAUAGUGAUGCUACGGGCCAUUAGAGAUUUCUUCUGGAAAACUGGAAACAAGGUAGGCUUUAAACCAGCAGGAGGCAUCCGCAGUGCAAAAGAUUCCCUUGCUUGGCUCUCUCUUGUAAAGGAGGAGCUUGGAGAUGAAUGGCUGAAGCCAGAACUCUUUCGAAUAGGUGCCAGUACUCUGCUCUCAGACAUUGAGAGGCAGAUUUACCAUCAUGUGACUGGAAGAUAUGCAGCUUAUCAUGAUCUUCCAAUGUCUUAAAUUAGUCAGCAGUUCCAGAAAAGUUUUUUAUGACAAUGUUUAAAAAUUAUUUUUCUACAUAAUUGCUAAAAUUAUUUAAUUAAAAAGUAGGACAAUAGGUAACUGGCAUUUCUCUCCUUAAAAUUUCCAUUUAACGUAAAGAAUGGAACUGAAAACCAAACUUAUCCACAUUCACAGGUACUCAUUUCAGGCACAUCUGAAAUGUUCUUAAUUACUUGAAGAUCUGCGCUGUUAACUUUGUGAGGGGUUUCUCCUAAAAACUCUUAAGUAAAAUGUUAAUGGCAGCUUUGACAACAUCAAAUUCUAAGGGGGAAGAAAACAACAUUAAACUGCCCAAACAGUGUGCCCUAGCAAAGGAAAAUGCAACAUCCCGCAAAUGCUGCUGUAACGACGUCAGCAGUCACUGAUUCAGCACUAAUUUCCUGCCCUGAAAACUCAUCUUUCAUUUUCUCUAUGGAUAUGCUCUUUUGUUAAUUGUUUUGCUAAUGCAAUUUCUGGUACUGUUAUAUACAGCUAUGAAUAUCAUUAAAAUUUUUAAAAUAAUAAA
This is a messenger RNA of Cebus imitator (Panamanian white-faced capuchin), 1706 nucleotides long. RefSeq names its product deoxyribose-phosphate aldolase (gene DERA). The transcript is spliced from 9 exons. Bases 203 to 1159 code for a protein of 318 amino acids. Gene Ontology annotation, cellular component: cytoplasm. Gene Ontology annotation, molecular function: deoxyribose-phosphate aldolase activity. Gene Ontology annotation, biological process: deoxyribonucleotide catabolic process; carbohydrate catabolic process. The record is from RefSeq and is a predicted model, not a curated record. NCBI's taxonomy places the organism in Eukaryota, Metazoa, Chordata, Mammalia, Primates, Cebidae.